UGGCCCGCCAUGCAGCAAAGCAAAUGCGUUCAAGCACAUUGUGGGAGAUGGUUUGGUAGAUUUCCGUCUUUGCUCGUGCGCCAUCUUCAAGGGUGUUCAGACGCCACAGAAGAAGCGAAAAUGACACAAGCCGCCUCGUCGUCGCAGGCUGCGCAGAUUCGACAACAGGCAUUACGUUUCUACGAGCAUUAUUGCAAGGAAUAUCGUGACAUCGCUCCAUCCUGCAUUUUUCGACCGUACGCCAUCGGGCAACAUCUGAUCAAUGUGCAGGAUUUGCUUCAAAUUUUGUUCUGGCUUCGGGGCCAAAGAUGGACUGAACUUUAUCGAACACCGACGUCGCCGCAGCCCCAGGGAGUUAUGACUAACAGGUACGUUGGCACACUCUAGCUCAGUUAAAUGAGCUGAAGCGAGUAAUUCAAGGAACGAACAAGGAAGAAAGGGUGUUGUAAUAUGCGAAAGUGCACUAGUUCUAGUAGCGUCUACUCUUUCUAACAAGACAAGCUCAAGCACGGGGGCGCGCACCGCUUCAGUUUCAGCAGCGGUGCAUGAUAGAGUUAUGGCAUUUUUGCAAUUUGCAGACUGCAUCGCCCCACCACUCGUCUCGGUGCUUUUGAGCGGGCCGCUCCACGUUAUCAAGGGCUUCAUUUUGCGGCAAGGCUCCUUUGCGUUUCUUGCUCGCCUGCUUUUGGUGUCGCUUCUCGCUUUUCCGCGAACGAUUAUGCACAUGGUGCUUCCACUCUUAGAAGAGACCGUGCAAAGCUCGAUUUCAGGUUUUCUGCAAGACUGGGUCAAAUCUUCGGCUUGGACAUCGAACCCGGUUGUACGGAAUGCAGGCUUUUUUGGAUUCAAAGUCUUCUCCAAAGUGCAACAAUGGGUACUUCGUUCUACUCAAUUGAUUAUGGUUUCUCAUGCAUGGUAUGGUUUUCACCAGGACGUUUUUAAGACUUCUCUUCAGCUAUGUCCGAAACAAGUUGCAAUCACUCGGUCAUAUGUGAUUAUCAGCAAAAAAGAACUGAAACGUCACAGCGACUCAACAUAGUGCGAUUACACUGCUAGGUUGAAGCCGGCGCUGACUCGCUGGAUGAGCGAUUGAUGCGGUCACGGUCGAUGGUAUUCAUACGUGAGGAUAUACUGAAGAAGUACUUCCAGAUUGAUAUCAGUCGUUUUCGGCUUCUCCGGAACCUGGAACUCUUUUGCGCUUCGACGUCUGUCGUUCUACUGCUAUGGACGGAUGUGGUUUACAAUGUGCUUGGGUAUUACCUGGCACGCUUUGGUGGUGGAUCCGCGUACCGGGACCUGCCUGGACCGCUGAGUUUUGCCCAUCUGAUCGGGCUGGUGCAUGGUGGAACCAAUCUGCGUGGCACGCGCUCCGCAGCAGUAUCAUCGAAGAUCGAGGUUCUGCGGAAUCUCGUCUUAUCUUUUGCGCUCUUGUUUGGCGGCGGGGGCACUUGGUUUGUGCAGCAUAUGGUCGGGAGGUCCUACAACCAAGAGCGCGCAAGCAGAAGUCGCUCGGCGUCAAAGAUCUCUAAGGCAACAGCAGCGCCAAGGCGUGACGGUGAGACCGAUAUUGGAGGGGAGGGGCACACGAGAGAUGCCCGCGAUUAUGCAGAGCCCUCGUCAAGUAGUGGAAGCCGUGCCCGAAAACAAACUGUGGAUGCUUCGCCACCACCGGGUGUUGCGGUGGGUGAUGCCUGGUCGUCUAAUGACAUACUGACAGAAGCAUUCGCUACGCCGGAAGGCAGCUUCAGCGCCGCGGGCUAUGAAAACAUUGCAGGCAACAUACAAAAGACGCGAGCGAGCCCAAGAGAUGUCUUGCAACGUGCACUGGACGAAGGAAGAGAGAAUCGACCUCGACGCGAGACUGCUGAGGCUCGUUCAGGAUCAGCCUCGAAAGAUAAGAGUCCUCUGCUAAAGAGUGACGAGGCCACCUCUCCGGCAUCUGCUUCAUCAGGUGGCAGUUCUUUUGUUGAUGUGAUGGAACCUAUAGACGUCUUUCAGCUAACGCUGACAACGGUGAGUACGCUUGUCGGUGCGGUGAUCGGCCUUGAGGCUGGCCGGCAUGCUUUCGACGGUAUCUUCGGUGACGAUGGGGAGCGACAGCGCAGACGAGAUUAUGCGACUUUGUCGUUACUGCCAGACGAAUGGUCUGCGACCAAUGGCGACGUGCUCCACCAUUAUGUCGACAAAAGUCGUCAGGCGCUAGGCAAAAGUUCUUCUGCUGCAAUUGUUACUAAUGGCGCUGAGGCUCUUGAAGCGACUGGUGCGGAGCGCGAAGAACCAGAACACGAGACCGUUCGUGACAAGAUGAUGAUAGAAAAGCGCACCUUCAAUAAUUUAGCCGGCAUAAGAAAUGUGAAAGCUUUCAUAGAUGCAAAUCAAGCAUUGGAGCGGAUAGAUAGAGAUCGCGACAUUUUUGCAAAUAGGAUCCGCUUCAGGGCACGGCUCUGAUGAGUAAGUACCUACCUACUUGUUGCAGUUGCACUUGCGAUCAACAAGUUUCAGUUUGAAUUUUCUUGCUGGGAGGGAAAGGAUGACACAUGAUCAGCAUGCGUGUGGCUUAGCCAUCAAAGGAUCUUGUAGGUACUAACUCGGCUAUUGUGUGCCGAGUUGAUGGAUCAAUGUGAGGCGUCACUUCAGUGUGUGUACUCGGCUAAGUCCGAGCUGUAGAGGCAGAGAAGGCGGCGUCAUUUCAGACAGUACCUACAGCAUCAGUG
Amoebophrya sp. A25 is the source of this 2714-nucleotide messenger RNA. Lineage: Eukaryota; Dinophyceae; Syndiniales; Amoebophryaceae. The record is from the annotation of a GenBank genome assembly.